Lates calcarifer (barramundi perch) is the source of this 995-nucleotide messenger RNA. Its product is annotated as olfactory receptor 52E8-like. Gene Ontology annotation, cellular component: membrane. Lineage: Eukaryota; Metazoa; Chordata; Actinopteri; Centropomidae. Gene Ontology annotation, molecular function: olfactory receptor activity; G protein-coupled receptor activity. The record is from RefSeq and is a predicted model, not a curated record. Gene Ontology annotation, biological process: G protein-coupled receptor signaling pathway.
UUAUUGAGCUAAAACCUUGGACCUGGAGGUUUUAGGAGGAAGGGAGGAUGGACAACGUCUCCUCACACAAACACUUUAUCCUCAAUGGCUUCAAUGAACUCGGAGCACUGAGGCCCGUCCUCUUCAUCCCAUUCUCCAUCAUGUUUGUUGUGUCACUGUCCGCAAACUCCCUGCUGCUGUAUGUUGUCAUUUCACAGAGAAGCCUCCACUCACCGAUGUACAUCCUCAUUGCCGGCAUUGCGUGCGUGGACCUGAGCUUCCCGGUGAUCUUCGUCCCCAACAUGUUGCUGAGCUUCUUGUUUGACUGGAGGGGAAUCUCUCUGAUUGGCUGUCUGGUUCAGAUGUUCUUUAUUCACUUUUUUGGAGCUUUUCAGUCCACGUUUUUGGCAUGGAUGGCACUGGACCGCUACUUCGCCAUCUGCACACCACUCUACUACCAUGAACGCAUGGCUUUACAAAAAUUUCUCAAGUUUGUGAUCCCUCUUGUGAUCAGGAACAUGUUCACAGUCUUGCUGGUUGUGACUUUGGCAGGAAGGUUGUCAUUCUGCUUCAGAAACAUGAUAAAUCACUGUUUCUGUGAGCACAUGGCCUUGGUGGAGUUGGCCUGUGGAAGCACAGCCAUCAACAGUCUUUUGGGGUUGAUCUCAGUGUUCCUUGUCACUGUGGUUGAUAUCUUCAUUACCAUCAUCUCUUACAUCAUCAUUUUUAGGUCUGUCUUGACUUCAGGCAAAUCAGGUCUCAAAGCUCUUCAUACUUGUGUCACCCACAUUAUGGUCAUCAGUGUCAGCCUGACCUUUGUACUCAUUGCUUUCCUUUCUUAUCGGAUCAGAAACAAUCUCCCUGCAUCCAUUCGAGUUUUCUUAAGCACCAUGUACUCAUUGUUCCCAAGCUGUUUCAAUCCGAUCAUUUAUGGGAUCAGAACCAAAGAAAUCCGACAGCACAUCCUGAAGACACUGUCACGCUGUUGCUUUGUCCGAACUAUGCCCCACUCUUGA